AGUCACCUGACAGACUACAACCAGCUGGGUAAACAUGGCGCCUGUCUCUGGAUGUGGACGUUACCUGUAGCGCUGCUGUCUGCUGUCUGGGUCUCUGUCUCGGUUUUGAGCCCAGGUCCACCGGACCGGGAUGGACAGGAGUCCUCCAGAGAGGAAGAGGAGGAGGAGAAGGAGGACAGAGAAGUCCCUCUGAGGCUGCUGUGAUCCUGCAGCAUGAAUGUGAUCUCAGUCCGGACCUUCAUGAGGCUGCUGUGAUCCUGCAGCAUGAAUGUGAUCCCAGUCCGGACCUUCAUGAGGCUGCCGCAGGAGGACGGUCUUUGUUAACCCAGUACGCUGCUGUGGAUCCGUCCCGGUGGAUCAAGUCGUCUCUCAGGUUGAUUACGAACCGUUCUCCGGGUGAGGUCUAGCUGCAAGGCCCGGUCUGCCAGGGACCCGUUAGAGUACUAGCUUCAUGGUGGUGUGAGUCUGUGGAGCUGAUUAACGGACUGACCCUGCAGGAUGAGCAGUCUGGAUGAGCCCCGUCCCUGUGUGCGGCCAGCUGCUGUGUGAGCACCGUGUGUCUGUGGAUCGUGCCGUGCGUGCGUCGUGGAUCGUGCUGUGCGUGGAUCGUGGAUCGUGCUGUGCGUGGAUCGUGGAUCGUGCUGCGUGACCUGCUGCUCAUGCCUGGUUCACCUCCAGCACUAUGAUAGGCUCACCUGACCUGGUGGCCUUCACUAAAGAGGAUGAGUAUGGGCAGAAUACUCCAGACCCCUGGGGUAUCCCUGAUGAGUUCUCUGUCCCCCUUCAUCCCCUGGCAGACUUCAACCCCUGGGCCAAAACCUCCUACGCAAAGUUCACCAAAGAUUUCAUCCUCAUCUCCGAGUUCUCGGAGCAGGUGGGUCCUCAGCCCCUCCUCACCAUCCCCGAUGACCCCAAAGUCUGCGGCACCUUUGACCUCAACUACUUCUCCCUGCGCAUCAUGUCUGUGGACUACCAGGCCUCCUUUGUGGGGCAUCCUCCUGGGACCGGCUACCCCAGGCUCAGCUUCGUGGAGGACUCCAGGGUGGUGCUGGGUGACUCCAAGGAGGGGGCGUUCGCCUACGUCCACCACCUCACGCUGUACGACCUGGAGGCCAGGGGCUUCGUGAGGCCGUUCUGCAUGGCGUACGUGUCAGCGGACGAGAGGAAGAUCAUGCUGCAGUUUCAGGAGCUCUCUCUGCGGUUCUCUCAGGCCUCCGAGAGUCUGAAGGCCGGGAACAGGAGAGCCUUCGCCAAGGAGCUGCAGAGGAAGCUGCGAGACCUAGAGUACACUCACUCUGUGUUACAGAAGGAGGAGGGGCUACAGAGGGAGGCGGGGCCUCAGACCAUGUACUCCGCCCACGCCGUGGAGAAAGCCAACGAGCUGGCCAACGUGGAGAAGAGCAUCUACGAGCAUCGAGACCUGCUGAGACAGAUCAGCUCGUACCACCAGCGCCCCCGCAGAGACCCCCACGCCGUCUCCUGCCAGAAGUGCAUGAACGAGUGUCUGAGCGAGUGCGAGGAGCUGCUGGAGAGAUACGCCAAGCUCGCCAACCCCGUCACUUACAACAACAGAGGGGGGAAGGUGGAAGGGCGGGGUCGGGCUGACGACGUGGAGGACGUGGACGGGGAGGAGGAGGAUGGCGUGAAGCGCAGGCCGUCCUACACGCCGCAGCUCAUCAAAGCCAAGUCUGCAAAGUGUUUCGACAAGCGACUGAAGACCCUGCAGGAGCUGUGCGACCAGACCUUCUACCAGGCCACGGUGGGGCUGCUGAAGGACACGGAGCGGAGCUUCAGGGGGGAUCUGUGCUACCUGCACACACGACACCUGGACAGGGUCUUACGCAGGAAGCAGCCGGUCACCAACUUCCUGUUUGAGGAGGAUCUGGGAGAGGACGAGGACUGGGGAUCUGUGAGACCGUUCUGUGCUGUGAAUCACGUGGUAGAUAACUUCACCACCCUGAACCUUCCCCCCAUUGUGCUCGGACCAGAUCUUCUGGAGCUGGACUCUCUGGAGCCUCCAGACCUCCUGGACCCGUCUUCUGAGACGAGUCAGACUCAAGAGAGCGAGCUCGGGGUGGUGGAGAGCCAUCUGGAGUCCUCCCCCUCAGACCAGACUCUGGAGACCCAGGGGAGCUCGGAGGAGACCAAAGGGAGCCUGAGCAGUGGGACGGGUCCCACUGACGGGCAGCAGGAUCUUAAUCAGACCUCUGAACCUCCUGACCUUGACUCAGACCUGACCCCAGACCUGGACCAUCACACUGACCUGGAGCGUGAGAGCAGCAGUGAAGAGAUGGAGACCACAGCGGGGGAGGACAGUGGAGGGGACCAGACCCCCGUGUCUCUGCUGGAGGUGGUCUCUGAGCUGGGGGGCGAUGGAGAGACUGGGUCUGCAGGGACUUGUGAGAUUGAGUCAGAUUUGUUGGUUCCCAUUGACACGGCAUGCUGUAUGUCCCAGGAGGGCUUCCUGUACGAGGCGUCUGCCCCUGAGACGGCGUACCAUCGAGACUUGCAGUCCUGUGACUCCAUGGUGGUGAACCAGGAGCCCCAAGCCCUUCUUCCUCUGCAGAACGACUAUGCGGUGGGUUCCCCGUGCUCAGAGAGCCCAGCAGGUGGACUGGAGCUCCCUGUCGGAGCUCUGGGAGACACCGUCUCCCGUACAUCCCUGGAGGAGGGGUCGGACUGUACCAUGAGUGCCUCCACCGGUUCGGAGCGGGCCGCGUCUCCUCUGGGGUACGGGAGGGUGGUGACCCUGCGUCAGAGGAAGAAGGCCGGGCAGGGGGCCUUGAGGUUUGUGCGGCAGUACCCCUUCGCGAUGCAGGCUCUGUGGUGUCUGCUGAGCGGGAGGACACUGGUGGUGCUCGGGACGGACGAGGGGAGAGUCCGACGCCUGGUCUCGGCUCUGGCCCUCUUUGUGCCCGGGCCUGGGAGGUGUGGAGAGCGAGUUCAGGCAUGGCUGUCCUGCCCCUUCACGCUGACCGACCUGCAGAGGUGGAAGCUCGUCGGGUUGCAGAGAGUGGCGUCCCCGGUGGGUUCCAGCAUGCUGUUUUCGCUGUCUCGCUACAGCCGCUACAUCUCCAUCCUGGACGCCGACCAGAAGACCUUACGCUGUCCGCCAUACUGUGGUCAACUCCUCGCCAACAUAGCCACCCACCGCACCUACAUCCGCCGGGGCUCCACCUACUUCCUCCACCUGCAGAGCACGCUGUGUCGCCUGGCAGCCAAGGCCUUCCUGUUCACCUUCACCCACCACCUCCACCUGCCGGUCAGCUCCACGGAGGGGCCCGAGGUGGUGGAGGGCCGCUGCCGCUGCUUCCUGCAGGAGCAGCUGGGGCUGGGCGAGGAGGACGGCCUGAUCCUGCUCUACCUCAGCCAGCUCAUCACACAGCAGUACCUGCAGCCCGCCACCGGGGGCAGCGCAGCAGCCACCUGUUUCAGUUUUAACUACACCACCAGCGUUUUAUACAAAAUCUGAAGAACACAUCCGGAGCUUUAGGAAGGUCAGAGGUCAGGAGAGACUGAACUCUGGAUCCCUCCGACUCGCUCUCUUCUUCUCUGGUCUCUCUCUCCUCUGUGUGCAGGAAGGAGGAGACAGAGCGAGGGAUGAACAGAGGAUGCUGGUCCUCUCAGAGUGAGGGAUGCUGUUUCAGGUGUAGGUGCAUGAGGACUCGGAGGAGGCGUGUUUUCUGUGUGAGUUAUGAUGCUGCAUGUCCAGAGUAUGACGUCACUCACCUGUGUGGUCACCUGCUGAGAGCGUGACGGUUCCUCUCAGCAGAUAUUUAACCCCGUCGUGUCGCUGUCGUCUGCCGUCGUGAGAGUGUCGUGGUGUCAGCAUGAGGCCGUCCCGCGUGGAGUGUCUCUGGUCGUGUUUGGAUCACGUGGCGGAGACGUUCUGAGACGGUGACGUCGUGUUUGUGUAGAUUUUAUUCUUAAAGAAAAAAAACGUACUUCCUGUGCCAUCGAAGCAAAGCGUUAACGUGACUCCUGAUGUUGAUCAGUUUAACUUAUUUAUUCCUCUCCUUCGUUUAAUGUGCCAUGAACUAAAGUCUGUAUUUAUUGUUAUAAUCUGGAUUAGGAUUGUUCCUCUGAGAUGAACCAGGUCUCCUCUGUGAGGCCUCAGAGUUUACUGUCACGGGUUUGAAGUCAGAAUAUAAAGAGGAUAAAGUUGUGAAUUUAGGAAAUGAAGUAUUAAUCAGACAGGAACCAGGCGAGUCUGGAGUUUUAUUUUGAAGGGCUGUGACCUAAGCAGCGUGUUUAAGAAGGUCUUUCACAUUAAAGCUGAACAAGUUUAAUGUUCAUGAUAUAAAAUCAAAGAUCCUCCAAACAUGAGGACUCCAUCACAGGUUAAUCUGAGUGACUUCAAUCCUGAUGAUGAAAACACGUCACACCUUUAUUCUGGUAAUAUUAAAUCUCUUAACUUCACAACUUUAUUCUCAUUAAAGAUUUUAACUGAAAACUUUAUUCUGACUUUAAAUUCCCAAGAUUCAAACUUGAAGUGAUUCUUUUUUUAAAGUUACAUUUUUAUAAUAUUCCAGCUUUAUUCUGCUAACUUUACGUCUUUAUUCCGGUAAUAAGACGACUUUACCUUCAUAAUAUUCCAACUUUUUGCUCUCACAUCUUUAUUCUAAUAUAGUUUAUUUUUAUUGAGUUUUGAGCGUUUUGUUUUUAUUGAUCGGUACGCUGAAGAAAAGGGUCGAGGCCGGGAAUCGAACCAGUGACUGCUGUGACUGUAGCCUCUGUGUACGAGUCACUGUUACACUCCUCUAUCCUGACUUUAGUCUUUAUUCCAGACUUCAUUCCCAUUGAAUUAAUUUAUUACCUUUUAUAUUCUGUCUCUUAAAACAUCAGGUUUAUCCUCUCUUUACUCUCUCUCUCUCUCUCUCUCCAUCUCCAUCGCUCUCUCUCUCUCUCUCUCUCUCUAAUAAACUGUGUUCACUGAAUCAGACUUCCUGUCCUGCGGUGGCUCUAACUCUCUGGUCCAGCUUCAGGAGGUCUUCACAUGUGUGUUUGUGCUUCAGUGAAAAGACUCUGAGUGUGUUUUUAAGGCGUGCUGUCGCGCUGACGCUGAGAUGACGUCAGACGCGGCGCUCUCGUUCUGUAUGUUGAAUGGUAACUGUUUGUGACUGCAUGGUCAGACUUUUAUUGUGAAGGUGAAAAACUGCUGUCCUUCCUGUCACUGUAAGGAACGUUUAUUGAACUUUGAACACCCCCCCCCCCCCCCACCCCUCUUUCGGACUGACUUUAGAGCAGUCUGUGUUUUAUUUUGAAACUUUGGAUAUCUCGCUGAUGUGACUUUUAUUUUGGUACUUCCCUCCAAUGCAAAAAGCAGAAUGUAAUCUAAAGAGCCAUACCACAGUGUGCUUAUCGUCCUCACACGGUGUCCUUAUGUUGCCAUAUCAUACCUUUUUGUACGCCACCAUGAGGGGGCGCUGUGCUCACCAUGAGGGGGCGCUGUGCUCACCAUGAGGGGGCGCUGUGCUCACUGUGCAGUGAUUAGAAUAAAGCACGUCGUGAAUGUC
This is a messenger RNA of Notolabrus celidotus (New Zealand spotty), 5516 nucleotides long. RefSeq names its product Smith-Magenis syndrome chromosome region, candidate 8a (gene smcr8a). Gene Ontology annotation, cellular component: guanyl-nucleotide exchange factor complex. Gene Ontology annotation, molecular function: GTPase activator activity. The coding region runs from base 683 to 3472 and encodes 929 amino acids. NCBI's taxonomy places the organism in Eukaryota, Metazoa, Chordata, Actinopteri, Labriformes, Labridae. The transcript is spliced from 3 exons. The record is from RefSeq and is a predicted model, not a curated record.